This is a messenger RNA of Amaranthus tricolor (Joseph's coat), 2639 nucleotides long. Its product is annotated as subtilisin-like protease SBT1.4. The transcript is spliced from 3 exons. Lineage: Eukaryota; Viridiplantae; Streptophyta; Magnoliopsida; Caryophyllales; Amaranthaceae. The record is from RefSeq and is a predicted model, not a curated record. Bases 36 to 2369 code for a protein of 777 amino acids. Gene Ontology annotation, biological process: proteolysis. Gene Ontology annotation, molecular function: serine-type endopeptidase activity.
CCCCAACAUCUUUCCACCCAAAAAGCAAAAAGAAAAUGACCUCUUUUUCACUCCCUUCUUUCUCCCUCCUCUUCUUUCUUUCUCUUUCUAUCUUUCUACCCUUUACCCAAUCAAAAUCCACUUACAUAGUCCACGUGGCAAAAUCCCACAAGCUCACCUCUUUCUCCUCUCCUAAGCACUAUUACUCUUCCAUUCUUCAAUCUAUCUCCUCCACUAAAACCACCAACCUCCUCUACUCAUACUCUCACUCCUCCACGGGCUUUGCGGCCCAUCUCACAUCAACCCAAGUGGCCCACCUCCUCCGCCAUCCGGAUGUCAUUUCCGUUAUCCCGGACAGGGCCCGCCAGAUCCACACAACCCGCACACCACACUUCUUGGGCCUCCAUGAUGGGUCUGGGCUUUGGCUCAACUAUGACUAUUCAUCUGACGUCAUCAUCGGCGUUCUUGAUACUGGUAUUUGGCCUGAACUUCCGAGCUUUUCCGAUGACGGGUAUGAUCACGUGCCUUCCUCGUGGAAAGGGUCCUGUGAUGUGGGCCCCAGUUUUCCCGCUGGUUCUUGUAAUCGGAAAAUCAUUGGUGCUCGUGCUUUCUAUAAAGGGUAUGAAGCCGCAAAAGGACCAAUGAAUGAAACAAAAGAAUCAAAAUCACCUCGAGAUACAGAAGGCCAUGGAACUCACACAGCCUCAACAGCAGCGGGGUCAGUAGUCCCCGAUGCAGGACUAUUUGGUUAUGCUCAAGGUGAAGCUCGAGGGAUGGCAUACAAGGCUCGCAUUGCAGCCUACAAAAUCUGUUGGAAAACAGGAUGUUAUGAUUCAGACAUCUUGGCAGCUAUGGACCAAGCUAUUGAAGAUGGGGUUCAUGUGAUCUCACUCUCAGUUGGAGCUAAUGGCUUGGCCCCACAAUUUGAUGAAGAUGGUAUUGCCAUUGGUGCAUUACAUGCUACACAAAAUGGGGUUGUGGUGUCUUGUUCAGCUGGGAAUUCAGGGCCUGAUCCUUUUACUGCUACGAAUAUUGCGCCUUGGAUUUUGACUGUCGGUGCUUCGACGAUCGAUAGGGAGUUCCCUGCUGAUGUAGUGUUGGGAGAUGGGCGAGUUUUCAAAGGGGUGUCUUUGUAUUAUGGAGAUGAUAUGGAUUCCAAUGUUACUUUGGAGUUGGUUCGAGGUUCUGAUUGUGGUAGUAGACUUUGCAAAGAAGGCGAACUUGAUUCGUCAAAAGCGGCAGGAAAAAUGGUUAUAUGUGACCGAGGAGAUAACGCACGAGUUGCUAAGGGUGAUGCAGUUAAACAAGCCGGUGGUGCAGGAAUGAUUCUAGCAAAUACAGCUGAAAGUGGUGAAGAACUAAUAGCUGAUUCUCAUUUGAUUCCUGCAACCAUGGUAGGCCAAACAGCAGGAGAUCAAAUUCGGGACUAUGUCUCUUCCUUCCCUAACCCCACCGCCAAAAUCAUGUUCCGAGGAACUGUUAUAGGUCCUUCCCCAUCCGCCCCUAGAGUAGCAGCAUUUUCCAGCCGCGGGCCCAACCAUCUAACACCCGAAAUCCUCAAACCGGAUGUCAUAGCUCCGGGAGUGAACAUCCUAGCAGGUUGGACUGGUGCUGCCGCUCCCACUGACCUUGAUAUCGACCCUAGACGAGUCAAGUUCAAUAUCAUCUCGGGCACUUCCAUGUCCUGCCCACACGUCAGUGGACUGGCUGCUCUGCUCCGAAAUGCUUACCCGAAUUGGAGCUCUGCAGCUAUUAAGUCUGCACUUAUGACUACCGCUUACUACCUUGAUAACUCCGGGAAGAAUAUCACAGAUCUCGCUACAGGAGAACAAUCCUCGCCAUUUGUUCAUGGGUCGGGUCAUGUUGAUCCGAACAGGGCCCUCAACCCUGGACUAGUCUACGAUAUUGAUACUAGUGACUAUAUUUCCUUCUUAUGUGCCAUUGGGUAUGAUCCAAAAAAAAUCGCGAUUUUCCUAAAAGAGGCGGUUACUAUCGACUGCAGUGCGAAUAACAUGACUACACACGGAAAUCUGAAUUACCCUUCGUUCUCAGUUGUAUUUGAAUCUGGUAAAACCGUAGUGAAAUACACUCGGGUAGUGAAAAACGUUGGAACCUCAUCUGACGCAGUUUAUGAAGUUCGUGUGCACGCACCACCAAACGUUGAUGUCAGUGUUUCGCCUAGCAAACUCGAGUUCAGCGCUGAGAAACAAAAACUGUCGUAUGAGAUAGUUUUCACUAGCAUAAACAGAAAUCAUGUAACUAAUAAACCGGUUUUGGGAACAUCUAGUUUUGGAUCGAUUGAAUGGAUCGAUGGAAAUCAUCACGUGAGGAGUCCCAUUGCUGUGAGAUGGAUCGAGAGAACGCAACAGCAUUUUGUUUCGUCAAUAUGAACACAGUGACUCAGCGGAUGGCAGAAUGUAUUGCUGAACCAUGGAUGAGGUUCAUCAGAAGCUUGUUCCUUGAUGGUGCAUAUUUAUUGAGCUUGCACCUCCCUUUUUAUGAAUUGCUGUAAGCCUUUACUAUAGCUAUUUUUCCAUUGUAGAUUAUUAGUUACUAAAGUCUGAAUGGAUUAGUCAUAACUAGUUUCUCUAAUAAUAUAAGAGUAAGCUAGAUUACUCACUGUUGAAUUUGAUACUAAAGCCUAAGGCUGCAUUUCUCAA